AUGACGUUAAGUUCGGCGCUCGCAGGAUGCUGGAAAUCGACGACGAGUGUGUGUUGCUUGAGAACUUGUGGAUCACCAGGAUCCAUGCGCGGACCGCCACCGGGAUUUUCACUUGUCGGCGUGCUUGCACCAUUGUCAAGAAAUGGAACAACGGUGUUGCAUGCUCCUGUACUAGGCGGGGACGCUACUGGUUCGAGCUCGACUCCAUCAUGGCUAAAAAUUGCAGCGUCGCGCAGUCUCUUCACGCUUUCUCCAGCGCGUUGGUGGGGCAAACGGCCGACGCGAUACAGCAAGCUCCAGCGUGAGGUCAAAACCGAGUACCCGCCAAAAAGGCGGUCGAAAGUCUGUCGACUACCGAUUCACAGCAAACUGUGCUUUGUCACGGACGGGUGGUAUUACAAGGAGGACGAGCAGUUUAACACGCCUAUCCUUUGCUUCGCGAAAGCCCAAACCCACUCGCAGCUAGACCACUUAACGGAAAAAGAAUGUUACAAACUGGUCGAAAUGGUGCCCGAGCUGCUGAAGGAGUUUGAACGUUGUGAAAAGGAACUGCCCGAGUACGAAGCUGCAGACAAAAGCAGGUGCUUGCCACUGGUGCUGUAAAAUGAAUUCGAAUGAGAAUGAACAAUACUAUGGCGACGUUGUGCAGCUGUGUAUCUUCGGGGUCAACAACAUCCGUUGCUACCCUUCCAUU
This is a messenger RNA of Amoebophrya sp. A120, 694 nucleotides long. The record is from the annotation of a GenBank genome assembly. NCBI's taxonomy places the organism in Eukaryota, Dinophyceae, Syndiniales, Amoebophryaceae.